AUGGCAAUCAGACUGAGCAUUGGCAGAACAGAACUCGAGCUUGAACGUACAAACGACGAUACUCGACACGCGCGCGUCACCGCCCUCAAGGACGUCGCCGCCAUCCUCGACGUCUUCCAGGCGCACGGGCACCACCAGGUCGACACCGCGCGGGUGUACGCGCGAGGAGUACCGGGGCAAGCUCGACGCGGGCUCGCGGUGGACACGAAGCUCGAUCCCACCGUCGUGCGUGCUCCGCGCUUCGCCGCGUGCCCCCAGGUGGGCCUGCUCGUCGUGUGGUUGUAUUUUCUCACCAGAAAUACGGUCAGCCCCCCCGGCAUCCCUGCGAUCUCCCACUCUCCGGAGGACCUCCGAAAGCACCUUCAGGACUCCCUGAUGGCGCUAAAGACCAACAAAAUCAAUCUAUUCUAUCUCCACGGCCCCGACCGGCGGACGCCGUACGAGGUCACCCUCAAGGCCGUCGACGAGCUGUACAAGGAGGGGCUCUUCGCGCAGUUCGGCAUCAGCAACUACAUGUCGCAUACCGCCACAGGGUACUGGAACGACGCGACCUUCGACGCGCUCGAGUCCGGCGAGGCGGUCGGCGACAAGCACGGGCUGACCCUCGCGGAGAUCGCGCUGCGCUGGGUGUCGCACCCACAGGCUCAUGAAGCGCGAGCAUGGGGACUCGGUGUUGAUCGGGGCGUCGAGCCUGAAGCAUAUCGAGCAGCGGAGGACGUCGUGAAAGCUUUGGAUAAGGCUUGGGCGUGUCUCAAGGGCAAGGCUACUCCUUACUUCCACUGA
Gloeophyllum trabeum ATCC 11539 is the source of this 783-nucleotide messenger RNA. RefSeq lists its product as uncharacterized. The transcript has 7 exons. The record is from RefSeq and is a predicted model, not a curated record. Lineage: Eukaryota; Fungi; Basidiomycota; Agaricomycetes; Gloeophyllales; Gloeophyllaceae. Bases 1 to 783 code for a protein of 260 amino acids.